AUGACCUCUAAGGGUAUUCACAGGUACACAGAUCGGGGAGAGGUGUGGACAGCCAGUGCCAUCUUCCUGUCCCAAGAAUAUCUAACGUUACUAAAAUCAAGCACUAUCUUACCGGCCACAUGGUCUGACCACUCGCCCAUCCUAACAACUAUACACUCGCCACUGUUCAAGCCGAAUGACAAACAAUGGAAACUUAACAAACAAAUCCUGGAUGAACUGGAAGCUCAAACUGACACCCGGACGACCCUACAAAGAUACUUUGAGGAAAACGACCUGCCCGACACGGAUCCCCUAAUGGUCUGGGCAGCCUAUCCAAGGUCAAUUCAUCCGGUACUGUACCCAGAGGAAGAAGGCCCAACGGCAGCAGGCAACGGAACUCACCCGGCAAGUGGCCGAACUGGAAAGCUCCCACAAAGACAUGCUCUCCCCAAACACGUAUAA
Molecule: messenger RNA, 441 nt
Organism: Pelobates cultripes (western spadefoot toad)
Lineage: Eukaryota; Metazoa; Chordata; Amphibia; Anura; Pelobatidae
Source: the annotation of a GenBank genome assembly